AUGCGCUUCGUCCUGUAUUUUUAUACUUUGGCCAGCGUCUUCACAUUGGGUGCUUGCUUGAGGGGGGACUCGUGCUGGGACAACUCGGAUUGCCGAGGAGCCGGAGCUUUUUUUUGUGACGCCACGACUCGACGCUGCCUACAAAUCGAGAUCCUCGAGCCGGGUUAUUAUUGCGUUGUGGAACCAAGGCGACGAUGCAACUAUUGCGUGCAGUUUGUCGCGAAAAAUAUGACCUGGGUGGACGCGCAGAAAAACUGCAAAUCAUUGAAGGGACAACUAAUUCAGCUUGCCAGCCCUGCGAGUGCUCAGGCUCUGCGCAAGGUUUUUCCAGGAAGCAACCCGGCCUGGGUGGGCAUUGUGGGCCUGCCUAGCGGUGCGAUGCAAUGGACAAACGGGACGGAGUGCACCUUUGUACACCUGUCCCCCGAUUUGGCGCUUGGAAAUGGGCAGGCGUCGCUGGAUCCCCUCCACGAGGCCGUCACAAAAUGCGCAUCAAAAUUGAAGCCGCCGAAGACGCAGGGUUUUGACUGCGCCUACGGACUCGCGGUCUACAAAUGCUUCUUGACGCCCCUGAAAAAGCAAACGCCGACCCCCAAGCCGGAUCAAUUAGCAUUCACACAACUGAUGAGAAUGAACGCGUACGCCUAUCCAGAAAUCGGGAAAGACAAGGCCUGUCUGGCAAAGUGGAAGAAGGCCUUCUUCCCGAAAGCCGCGCCAAAAUUCAACAAGGAGAUGCCGUACGUAGCUACCACGAUGGAUAUGAUGCACGGUUCUGAGUCGAAAUACUCCGACUUGUACAUGGCCGCCGCUACCAAGACUUACCCGUCGAUUUGCCAGAUAGAUAUGAAA
Molecule: messenger RNA, 849 nt
Organism: Mesorhabditis spiculigera
Lineage: Eukaryota; Metazoa; Nematoda; Chromadorea; Rhabditida; Rhabditidae
Source: the annotation of a GenBank genome assembly